Hydatigera taeniaeformis is the source of this 1986-nucleotide messenger RNA. NCBI's taxonomy places the organism in Eukaryota, Metazoa, Platyhelminthes, Cestoda, Cyclophyllidea, Taeniidae. The record is from the annotation of a GenBank genome assembly.
AUGGUGGGUGGGCAUAGAAACGCUCCAAAGUUUGCAAAUAUUUACUUUGGAACUAGUACCGGACAUAUUGAAGUUGUUUCACAGCGUCUUAUUGGUUGUCGUGUAGUCAAAGAGGAGCAGUUUGGUACUAUAAAAUAUGUCGGUCCCAUUGUUAAUUCAACUGUUGUCUGGUUGGGAAUCGACUGGGACAAUCCCAAGUCUGGUCGCCACGAUGGAACUUUUAAAGGGAUAAAGUAUUUUACCACACAUCAUCCCACAUCAGGCUCAUUCUUAAAGCCCGAAAAAGCAUCCUUGGGAACUAGUUUGGAGGAAGCCAUAGUCACACGCUAUGGAAUGUGCGCUGAAUGUCAGAUCGUUGCCCGUAAUCCGAAUCUUUUCCAGUCUGGUGGUGAUCCUGUCUCAGGGGUAAAAUUAGAGUCUGGAUCCUCUCCAGGUCAGUUAAAGGCUACCAUGGAUAUGAGCCUGUUCGAAGCCGAAUUCCUCGGAAACGGUGUUUCCAAAUCCAGUGCACCCUUCACCGUGGAAAUUUUCACCAGUUCGUCGGGUGACCUAAACAAUCAUCAGACUUGUGGUGCUGCCGGUGUCGCCCAAAAGCUUUCUCGUCUUCGAGUUGCCUGUAUACCUGGUAUGCCUGUCUAUCGAGCAUUGAAGGAAAAUGAGACUCUUGCUGAUGAUGUUAGGACGUUGUGGCCGGGUCCUGGCGGUCAAAUGUCCGUCUACCUUGGGGCCCUUCGUGAACUUGAUUUGUCUGGCUGUCUUAUCUCCAAGUGGACUGAAGUUGCCGGUAUUUGCAGCCAGUUGCCGGCGCUAUUGAAGCUAAAUGUGGGAUCUAAUCGUUUGAGGUUGCCUAUAACAACAGAAAACGAACUUUGUGAAAUUUCUGAAGUAGAGCGUCGCUUACUGUUGGAUGUCGACGUUGAUGCUGUAGCAGCCGAAGCAUUGUGUUCUACGGCGUUCCCAUCGAUUACCCGUUUCGUGGCCGUCCAUAUGCCGCCAUUGAAGGACGGUGGAAUACCCUUUGGCUGGAACGAAAUAACGCGCAUCCUAGGCUGGAUGCCAUCUUUAAAGGAAGUCUGCAUCGCUUAUAAUGAGGUGGUGCUUGGGGAUCUACCUGAUCCUUCUGUGGGAAUUGGAGUUCGCCUGGCCGAGCUAUUACAAAAACUUAAUGAAGUAGAUUUGACUGGAACUGGACAAUGUAGUUUUACACGCAUUCUUUCUAUGUUGGGUUGUUCAACCAAUCUUACCUCUCUCGUUCUUAACGUGAAUCAACUUAAGGAAGUUUGUCUUCCUCGAGAUGUGAUUCUUUUUCCUUCAAUGACCCAACUUGCUAUUCGAGAUAACCUUAUCAGUGACUGGGAAUCUGUGAAUGCCAUGGCUCAACUUCCUUCUCUGACCAAUCUUAUUGUCUCUCAAAAUCCCAUUCUCUCUAGCACUACACCGGAAACAGCGCGGCAGGAGUUGAUUGCUCGCCUGCCAAAACUAAAAUCUCUCAACCGGCAGGAAAUUGAGCGCGAUGAACGGAGGGGUUCGGAGUUGGAUUUCUUAAAACGCUACGGAAAAGCCUGGGCAGAUGCUGAGAAACAAGGUGAAGAAGCGAGGUGUACGUUUAAGGCGCAGUAUCCUGUGUUUGAACAACUGUGUGAAAAGUACGGUGCUCCUGAGUCUGGUGAAACGAAAGCUGUCAUCCACGCUUUGAAGGAGAGCUUGGUGGAGCUAACAAUAACGUGCGAACCCCCGGUGGCGGCAACAAAUUCCCAUGAAAUAGUAAAGCGGCUUCCAGCCCGGAUGACUGUGAACCAUCUGCGGAGCCUUGUUCGACGUCUGUUUCAUCUCCCCACCACCGCUACCAUUGACCUCGUAACGUGGGGUGCGCGGCCCGGAUUCGACGAAGUCGAGGUGCCGAUGGACUCUGACACUCGGGAAAUCGGUUUCUUCGGCAUCGUUAGUGGUGACCGACUGGUUGCUCGAUGGUCACCAGAGUCGUAA